This is a messenger RNA of Dreissena polymorpha, 5022 nucleotides long. RefSeq names its product abl interactor 1-like. Gene Ontology annotation, molecular function: SH3 domain binding. The coding region runs from base 74 to 1477 and encodes 467 amino acids. Lineage: Eukaryota; Metazoa; Mollusca; Bivalvia; Myida; Dreissenidae. The transcript is spliced from 9 exons. The record is from RefSeq and is a predicted model, not a curated record.
UCUGCAGUACCAAGGAAAUGAAAUUUUGACAGCAAAGUUGUUUAUUUACUUCCUAAAUUCUCAAUAUUUAAAAAUGUCCGAGCUGCUACAGUUAAUUGACCAUGAAAUACCAGACGGGCGAAGAAGUUUGCAAGAAAAUUUCAACAAUUUGGAGCAAGUUGCUCAGUACUGUCAGGAAAAUUACCUGAAUGCAAAGGACAAGCGGAAAGCCCUGGAAGAAACCAAGAACUUCACGACCCAUUCCCUGGCCAGUGUGGCUUACCAGAUCAACAACCUGGCCACAAACUUCCUCAAGCUAUUGGAUCUGCAGCAGAACCAGCUAGCAGAAAUGGAGUCCAAUGUGAACCAUCUUGCUCAAACUGUGAACAUACACAAGGAGAAGGUUGCACGAAGAGAAAUAGGGGUCCUGACAACAAACCGCACAACAACACGGCCAGUUGGUGUCAAAAACGGCAUCAUCUUUCCGGAGCAGGGGGAAAAACCAACCAAAUACCAGCGUAAAAACAUUGACUAUUCUGUUUUAGAUGACAUUGGACAUGGCGUAAAGUCACCUGAAGUUCCUGCGCUAAUGAGGAGUGGUGGGACAGUGUCAGCAGCAGCCAGUAGCAGCGGAUCACGUCACGGCUCUAUCAGCAGUAUGAGACCUGACACUGCGCCGUCCGAGCAGCCUCCCACCCCUCCACAGCCCGGCACGCCCCAGGGUGGGGGCAGCCUGUCACGGGCCUUGGGAACACAGUACCUUAAGGAACAGGGGCCCUACAGAACGCCUGCCCCUGCGGUCGCCCCACCAACUGUGCCAGGUGACUACAUGAGUAGAGAGCAGAUGAUGGGUGUGAUACAGGUCCCGGGGUCAAGACAGUUCCAGCAGAGCCCCUAUGCCCCUAGCGCCCCGCAGACCAUGAUGGGACCCCAGAGACUACCUCCAGGUAUGGGCAUGCCUUAUGCCCCUGGGAUGGGGGGGCAGGUGGGCGUGGCCAGACCCAUUUCUUCCAAUGCGAUGCCUCCCCCACCUCCCACGCCAGGCAUGAUGCAGGAUAGCAGAAUGUCUCAAAUUAGAGGACAGACUUCAGUGGACGAGGGACUUCCACCACCGCCUACAGAGCUCUCCCCUGGGCGUGCAAGUCAGAAUAUCAGCUUUGAAGAAGAGGCCCCCCUGCCGCCAGCGCCAGAGUUUGAUGCCCCGCCCCCUCAGUUUGAUGACGAGGAUGAUGACUUUGAUCCACGCCCCACAUCUUACCAGGACGAGGACCAAUACGCCACCGCAGGGCCACAUAUGUUCCAGUCCUAUGUACCGGACACCUAUCUAGAGAAAGUGAUAGCUAUUUUCGACUACAUGGCAAACAAAGACGACGAGUUGUCAUUCAAGGAGAACUCUGUCCUGUAUGUCCUAAAGAAGAAUGAUGAUGGCUGGUUUGAGGGCAUUCUCGACGGAGUUACGGGCCUUUUCCCUGGGAACUAUGUGGAAGCCUGCAUGUAGCAAGCAUAUAACAGAUUUGUUAUUGCAAAAUUAGCAUUUAUUCCUAGUGCUUUCUUUACAGAUGUCAUUGAAUGGACCUAAUUUACACUGUCAAGCUUACUGCUAAAGAUUUGUAUGCAGGAAAUUCACAUCCUUGAUGGAAGUGAUCAGUGAAAUAGGAUGCUGUGAUGGCUAUCAAACAUUGCAAAAGGCAAUGUGUAUUUUGAGCUUGAAUAGCAUUCUUUGCUAGCUGGAAUAGUCAAGUUUGCUAGGCAUUAAGUCCCUGUCUUUGUAUACAUAUACCAGUAGUAAGAUUUGUAUCUUUAAUUUUUCAACACAAUAAAUUUUAUUGCAUAAUCUAUAUACGGGCACAAAUUUAAAAGAAACAAAUUGUGGCAUAUUAAUUAUAUCUGUUUCGAGGUAUAGAACUGAAAAAAAUGAAGGAGUCAAAAAUAAUUAAAACAAUUAAAUAGGGGGGGGGGGGGGUAAUUCAAGUAACUGCUUGUGCUUCUGUUUUGUCAGAAAUGGCGGGUUUGUUUCUUACAAGUAUGUCGCCUUUUGAUCUGGGAAGUUAACAAUCUGCUUAAAUUUUAAUGUUGUUUUAUGGGAAUCAUAAAAAACUAAUGAUCGCUUGAAUUGGAUUAUCUGAAAAAGCAGUCAACAUGAUUAUGAUAAGAUAAAAAUAUUACAUCAUUUUGGACCUUUGUCCAUGAAUAUUCUGUAGACAAAAAAUGUGAGUCAUAUGAGGCAAAUAACCAAUUGACCAUGUGUUAAGCCAUUUUAAAUGCUAGGAUUGGAAUGGUAGAUCAACAUUAAAAAAAAAAGUGAAUACAAUGUACUGAUAACAUGUUAGAUGAGAUUAUAAACCCUAAUGUUAAGUUAAAUGCCUUAGUAACACAGUGCUGAAGUAAGAAAAGUCAGAACAGACAUGACACACAAAAAUGAUUUGGGACAGAUUAUGAAAAGCAAGGAUUAAAUUUGUUGGCAUGAAACAGGUUCAUUCUCUUUUUUAUGCCCCCAGUAGGGUGGCAUAUAACAGUUGAACUGUCCGUCAGUAUGUCAGUCUGUCCGUCCGUUCGAAUAAAGAACUUAAACGUUGGCCAUAACUUUUGCAAUAUUGAAGAUAGCAACUUGAUAUUUGGCAUGCAUGUGUAUCUCAUUUUGAGUGGUGGAAGUUCAAGGUCGUCCUUCAAGGUCAAAGGUCAAAUAAAUAAAUUUCAAAGCGGCGCAAUAGGGGGCAUUGUGUUUCUGACGAACACAUCUCUUGUUUUAAUAUUUUCAUGCUCCCAAAAAAUUUAUUUUAGGGGGAGCAUAUAGUCGCCGCUUCGUCUGUCUGUGUGAGCGUCUGUCUGUCCGUCCGUGCACAAUGACUGGAAUUCAAUAAAACUUUAUGGGAAGCUUCACUACCAAGAGGAGAUGUGCAUAUUAUCAGCGGGUUCUGGGCGGAUGAUUUUUCACAGAGUUAUGGCCCUUUGAAAUUUUCUAUAAAAAAAUUCUUGUCCCCCUAACUACUGUGCCCUCAAGACGUUUCCUUUUAUCUGAAUAUAUAGUGCAAUAUUUUGACAAAAAAAACUUUGGGGAGCAUCACCCGUCUCCGACGGUUUCUUGUUUUUUUUUAACAUGUGUAAUGUACAUUGUUCAUCAAUAUGUUAAUCCUUAAUACGAUUAUGGUGAUCAGCAGUGUCAUACUUACUCAUUUUAAAUGCAGUAUUGUAUGACUACAUAUAUGCAUUUGACAGAAAAUAUUACUUAUAAAUUGAAAGAGUACAUGAUUGAGACAUAUAUACAACGUAAUAGCAGAGGGAGACCAUCAUGUUUUAACCACAGUCAUUAACUAUUAUGAGUUGUCUUCCCUCUUGUUUGUACUGCUGACUUUUUACGUGGUUUUUCUUAAAGAUUUAUAAUAUUGGCAGCAUAGCAAACAACAGUCAUGAUCCAAAAUAUUUUCAAGAACAAUUUUUAUGUCCUCCAGUCUAUUCUGGGGCACAUAUUGUUUUUGCCCUGUCUGUUUGUUGACCAGUAGGGUGGCAUAUAGCAGUUGAACUGCCCGUCAGUAUGUCAGUCUGUACGUCCGUUCGAAUAAAGAACUUUAACAUUGGCCAUAACUUUUGCAAUAUUGAAGAUAGCAACCUGACAUUUGGCAUGCAUGUGUAUCUCAUGGAGCUGCACAUUUUGAGUGUUGAAAGGUCAUCGUUCAAGGUCAAAGAUAUGAGGGACAUAGUGUUACACAAUUGCAUCUUGUUUGGUAUAUUUUUUUACUUGAUAAACUUAAUUUUGAAGCAUUUUGUGAUUCUCUUCAACAUAACUUUGGUCUAAUAAUGUCUUCCCUUACAUAAGAAUUGCAAGUUAAUGUGUUUUAAGUAUUUUUCAGUGUUUGGACGAAUUUCUUAUUGCAUUUAAAAAAAAAGAUAUUGUAGAUACACAUUUUAUUGUAUGUGUAUUGAAUAUUAAAAGCGAUACCAUGUUUAGGUAAACAAUGGCCAAACUUUAUUAAAUCUACAUUACAUUUGCUCGCUUUUUGCUAGUUAAUAAUGUAGUCAUAGUGUUGUUUUAUUACCUUUUCUUCACUAGGGCACCCAUUUGAGAUCACUCUUUAACUGCAUGAAUGAUUUAUGUAAUGGCUCAAACGAUUGUUAGUUUGUAGGACAUAUUGUUCUGCUGUAUUGUAUACAUGAAGUAAAUGUUGUAUCAGAGUACAUGUUUUGUAUGUAAUCUUUUAGAUGUUGUGUUUGAAUACAAUUUUUUACCUGUAAUUUUUUCAUGAACCUUUCAUUGGAGCCCUUUGGUUUCAAAUAAAUUUUUCAUACAGUAAUAAAAAUACAAAAAAAAAAUAAUUAUAUAACAUUUUAAUUCUUAAAUUAACCAUUUAGAUGCUUAUUUUCGAUCAAAAUUUUAUUGAACGUGCCAGUUUUACCAAUAAUUUCUUUACAUUUAUUACAGAACAUAUAUAUGUACCAAUAACAUUUUAUGUUACUAUCUACAUCAUAUACGUUGUAAAGCAAGCUUUGAUAACCAAUCAUACCAAAAUAUGUCUACCCACAGAGUCUAUGUACUUAAAUAAGAAUAGAAACCAGUUUUUAUAUUACUAGCUGUCAAACAAUGCUGUAAAACAUUUGUUCAGUAUAUGCUAAGCAUUGUGCCAACUGAUGAAUAUGCACUAUUUUAAAAGCAAAAUGUAUCAGUUAUAAAUUUGGUUAGGGAAAACAAACAACAUCUCCAUAUCACUUUUCAUACGACACGUGUUAAUAAAAACAAAGCAAAAACAAAGUACAAAGUUUAAAAUCUAUAUUCUUUCAUGUUUACUUUUUUGUCAUGUUAAGCUCUAAGUCUGCAUAGACUAUAUCUAAAACUUAUAUUCAACUUUAAAUAUGCCUUUGUGGUCAUUAUAUAAGUUUACUAAGUGUUACUGACAUAAAUGUAAAUUUAUUUUUAAUGCACCAUCAACGAAUAGUCGAGUUCGCUGACUUUGAACAGCUGUUGUUGUUUUUCUGCUCUACGCCAAUAAACAUUAUUUUAUAAAUGUGUAUGGGGAUUUUGUAAUGAGUAAAAAUGUGCAAUACUAAUAA